AUGUCGUCUGGUCGACCUGCGAAACGACGUCGUACAGCGGGAGGGGGUAUCGGCGCCCCAACUGAAGCAGACACGCCAUCCGCACAAGUGAAUGCGCCGUCCUCCGCCGCAUAUUCGACACGCCGCGUCGUCGUCAGCGUGCCUUCAUUGAGCUCGCUGUGUAUCGAGGCAUUCGCAGCCUCAUUCAACUCAUUCUCUUCAGAGCCAAAUGUCUGGCAACCUAAUCGUCGCUGGAAGACUGCGAGCGAGGAGCUGAAGCUGGCCCCGGAUACCACUAUUCCGCGUCUCCUCGCGGCGCUCACGGCCUCGCAUCCGAACUUGUUAUCAUCAGAUCUCUUGAGAGAUCACUUUCUUCGGGGAAGCACCUUAGUUUUGUCGAGCGACUUCGGCGGUGGGAUGAACAAAAACGUCGUCGCCGCGGUUCCUCUCAUGUCGACGUCGCUCGUUAGCCUUUCGCUGCUUGGUUUUGAUAAGAUAGAAGAUGUCGGGUUCGAGAAAGUGCUCUCGAAACUUCCCCUCUUACAGUCACUGAACCUACGACAGUGCACACGAGUUGGACCUCGGACGUUGAACGCCGUCACCAAGCACUGUGCUGCGUUAGAGUCGCUCAAUCUCAACUACACGGCGGUCAUGCCAGCCCAUCUUUCUCCCCUUCUGAAGGCCCGCAAGGAAACGCUGCGAGCCCUUAAGGUCGCUAUUCCGGCUUGGACAGACGCCCUCUUCACCAAACUGCAGAACGAUCUGGAUAUGGAUACGUUCAGAAUGACGGCCUUACACACGUUGAAGCUGCGUCAGACUGCGCUCUCAGACGUUUCCAUCAACGCUAUUCUCGCCUGUUGCCCCAGCAUCCGCCGACUUGAUCUAUCGUUCACUCGCGUGAAGACGCUGUCGCCUGCUUCUUUGGAGAUCCUCGGUAGUUUGGAGAAGCUCUCUCUCACUUCAACGGAAAUACCCAAAAACCAUCUCAUUAGGCUUCUGCAGCGAGCACAGGGAUUGCAAACUCUGAACAUCGGUGCACUGGGCGGAGACCGGGGACAAUCUGUCGGCUUGGGGAAUGCAUCGGCUCUUACCAUGACGGACGACGUUUUGGUCGCUGUGAACAAAGCCAUCGGGCCUGAUGUAACAACGCUAAACCUGGUCGGCAAUACGAAGAUCGGACAACGUCGACAGCCCAUUAUGACUUUACUGGAAUCUAUCCGGGGUCGCAUCAAGAUUCUGAAUCUUACAGGGUUGACCUCCUUGCGAUCGGACGACCUCGCUGCAUUUGAAGAAGGCGCGCCGGCGCUCGAGAUUCUGUCUCUCGGUAGAACCAACGUCGACGACGAAGCGGUGCCCUACAUUGCCGCUUGCCGAUCACUGCGCGUAUUGGAUGUUGCUGCUACGAGGAUGACAAGUGAAGGGUUGUACGCUGUCAUCGACGCUUGCCCGAGCCUAACGCAACUCGACCUGACCAAGUGCCGCGGUGUGCCGAUCGGAGCCCGACGAUCUAUCUUUCAGGAAUGGGAGAGAUCUCGCCAGAGAGAAUAUGAUAGCAACAGCGAGUGA
Peniophora sp. CBMAI 1063 is the source of this 1545-nucleotide messenger RNA. The record is from the annotation of a GenBank genome assembly. Lineage: Eukaryota; Fungi; Basidiomycota; Agaricomycetes; Russulales; Peniophoraceae.